This is a messenger RNA of Bufo gargarizans (Asiatic toad), 7077 nucleotides long. Its product is annotated as histamine N-methyltransferase B-like. Lineage: Eukaryota; Metazoa; Chordata; Amphibia; Anura; Bufonidae. The record is from RefSeq and is a predicted model, not a curated record. The transcript is spliced from 3 exons. The coding region runs from base 381 to 545 and encodes 54 amino acids.
ACUAUGACUUUACGUCGUAGACUAGGAAAAUCAUUGAGUUACAUCCUGUAUUAUACUCCAGAGCUGCUCUGACUAUUCUUCAGGCUUCAGAGGUGAAAUCCCUCAACUUCCCCUGCAGGCUGUGUGUCUGUACAGAGCUUACUUUAAUCAUUUACAAUCUGGUAAGUGGCCCAGUUGAAAGAUUCAAAGUUCUCUAACCUUCCACCAAGAUGACUCUUGCUUUUGGAAAGCCUCACACAUGAUUAGAAGCCCCACCCCAUGUCAAUCAAAAAAGCAACUGCCCCCUUCAUAGCAGAAGUGUUUGUGUGGUGUGGGCUGGGAUCUCGGCUGCGGGCAGGGAGAAGAGGAUUAGAUUACAUGCAGUGGAUCAAUGAAGAAAGAUGGAGACUGCAAUGAGGAGCCUUCUGUCAGAUAACAGCAGAUACAUCGAGUCCUUCCGCCUCUUCCUUAAGAAUUCCACUGAGCACCAGUGCAUGCAGCAGUUUAUAGAGACCUGGCUGCCGGACGCCUUCUCCAGAGCGCGUGGCCAAGACCCCGGGACUUGAAAAUGUUCAUUUUAACUGGAUCAACAAAACAGCUUUUGAGUUUGAAGUUCAAGUGAAGGAAGAGACGUCAGAAAGAAAGUAUGAUUUCAUCCAUAUGAUAGAGGUAAGUGUACCAUAGAGAUCGCGUAUUCUGCGCUGAUGAGAGCCAAUGAGACAAAAGCCGAGAUGAUUUGUAUGAUGACACUCACUUUUUUCCCAUGGUUUAUACAGCGCCUACAUAUUCUGCAGCGCUGUACACAGUGGGCGAUCACCACAUCAGUUCCUAUAUCCCUGGACAUGACUUGUGCACAUGUGCCAAAUUCCUCCAUUUUAAGGAACCAGUACAUGCUAAUUGCACCUGACCAGCCAAUGCCUUAGUGCUCUAGGUUUCCAUUGUCAAGUGAGGCCGGACUGGGGCGGAACUGAGGGGAGGCCAGCAUGACGCUGUUUGGUUGGCGAGGAGUCAGUAAGUGAAAGGGUUAAUGGCCCAGUAGCUGGGAGGUAGGGGCGUUGUCCGGGUAACUGGGGUGGGUGUGGUUGGAGGUAUUAAAAAGCGGUAGUGGGUAGGAGAUAGGCGCCAUUUUAUAAGUAGACAGCAAACUGUAGUGUAGUCAGCACUCACCAUGUCCAUAGAAGCGAUGCUGGCCCAGAUCAGGAUUGAGGCUGAGGCAAGGGGAGUGGGAUGGCUGAGGGAGCAGUUUAGAGGCCUUCUUCAGGAACCCCCAGUACCGGCAGAGAUCCCAGAGCAAGGGGCUAGACGGGCGCAGCGGGUCCGCCCGCCGGCUCGCUUGAGUCUCGACGAAAACCCACUGGUCAGGCGCCGAUUGCGGAGCCCCUCAGGGGACCCUCCACGACGGAUAUCAGCGCAGCAGGCUUUAGUCAGGCGCUCACGCCGUGGGAGGAAUCCUAUGGAGUGGCGGGCCCCUGAGCAGAUUGGGGAGUUUAACCCUCCCUCCCCCGCUCUUUGCAGCAUGGCGGCAGGAUCAGGACCAGGGUCUGCGGUCUCUCCCAGGUGUCCUGGCUCUGGGAGGUCCGCUCAGCGAGGGAGAGAUGCGGCUGUAGGACGGGCUGUGCAGGAGGCUGCCAAGGACGUGCACAGGCCCUAUGCUUCCUGGGAUGAAGAAGAAGGUCACACCCCCCAAGUGUCAGGAGCCAUCUUUAUCAAGGAACAGAAGUGACGCUAAUGGAGAAGAGGCUGGGAGGUCGGACUUCAGGUUCAGCGUGGCAAGUACAUCAGCGAAAUGUGCAAUCGGAGAUCAGGAGCGGCUGGUUACAGGAUCAGCGGCUGCGGGUUCCACAGCGCCUGUGCAGCCUGGUGAGAUUACUUGGGGUCCUCUUCUUUCUAUUCUUAGCUGUCCGGGGGUGUCGGGGAAGUGGGACAUCUGGGUGAAGUAGGAAGGGGUCUGGGACAACUUUUGGGCGGAUUGGCGGGGUGGUUAUCGGAUUUAGGGACAGGGGGAGCGUCACCACUGCCGGCUUAUGGAGUGGGUUCAGGGAGUGGGGCACCUGACGCAGGUACGGCUAGGGGGAGUAUGUGGAAAUAUUUUCCCUACUUCCUUUGUUCCUUUGGAGAAAUUUAAUUUGGAUAAAGGGAAGAAAGAUGAAGGUAGAAAAAAGGAGGAAGAGAAGCAGCAUUAUCGCUUGAUUCCGCAGAUGUUUGCAAACUGGUUGCAGGCGUUUGCAAUUUUAGCCAGCGUCAUUGGGGAAAAGGCACCAGAAUUUUGUUCGGCGCUGUUCUGUUACAUGGAAGCGGUAGGGGAGGUGUACCGGGUUUACGGGGUACAGGCUGGCUCCGGUAUGACGAAUAAUUUAGUCAGAGAUAUCUGGCUCUGGUUAAGCGUUACGGCCCUGGUGAGGUCGGGACAGUCCUUUCGGGGGGAUGUUGGGGGGUCAGGACAGGGCAAUUUUGCGGCGGCAUCAGCAAAAGGGUUGUGUUUCCUAUUUAAUGAAGGAAACUGUAAAUUUGGUGCAAAGUUCAAACAUGAGUACGCCUAUUGUGGCGGAACUCAUGGAGCGAAUAGAUGCUUUAAGGGAGGUCGACAUAAAGAGGGGGGGGGCAACGUUGGAAAAGGGGCAGACUCCAGUGCGGGUGGAAAAGAUGGCGCAUUUUUUAAAUAAGUAUCCGCAUCGGGAGGCAGCAAAGUUAUUGGAAGGAGGUUUUAAGUCGGGUUUUUACAUUCCGUCAAUUCCAUCGCAAGGUUCCGUGGUUCAUAAGUAAUUGAGGUCGGCGCUAAUUCACCCUGAGAUAGAUUCCAAAAAGUUGGCUAGGGAGGUAGUGUUGGAACGAAUGGCGGGCCCGUUUUCCGACCUGCCUUUGGCAAUGGAGGGGGGGGGGGUGGUUCCCAAAUAAAGAGCCAAAUAAGUUUUGACUCAUUCAUCACCUGUCCUAUCCAAAAGGUGCGUCGAUCAAUGAUGGUAUUGAUCCUGAAUUAUGUUUGGUGGUUUAUACGUCAUUUGAUGCGGCUGUGGCAUAGGUAAGGAAGUUGGGCCCUGGGACAUUACUAGCAAAAACGGAUAUUGAGGCGGCGUUUCGCUUGGUACCGGUUCAUUCAGAGUGUUUGCACUUAUUAGGUUGUUUUUGGGAAGAGUGUUAUUUCGUCGAUAGGUGUUUGCCAAUGGGGUGCUCACUGUCGCCCGCCUACUUUGAGACAUUUAGUUCAUUUAGUGAAUGGGUAAUAGUUGAAGUGUCCGGUUGUUCAUCAGUUAUUCAUUACUUAGACAAUUUCUUGUGUCUGGGUCCAGCGGCUUCACGGGUGUUCUCAGUCAGUUUUUGGGGAGUUCGGGGUUCCAUUGGCUGUGGAUAAGACGGAGGGGCCGACAACCGAGUUGUGUUUUCUGGGGAUUGUUAUCGACACGGAAAAAAUGGAGUGUAGGCUGCCGGAGGAUAAGUUAAAAAAAUUUAGAUUAGAAAACGGGUGGCAAAAAUCUGAUUAAAGGAGUUACACUCACUGUUGGGCAAGCUUAAUUUUGCAUAUAGAAUUGUGCCGAUGGGGUGUAUUUUUUGCUGGCGAUUGCCGUCUGCGACUUCUGGGGUUAAAGCACCACAUAAUUUUAUCCGGCUAGGAAAAGAGUUGCGGGGGGAUUUAGAUGUUUGGGCAGGGUUUCUGGAGGGCUAUAACGGGAGGACGUUAGUUAUGGGUGAAGCUGUUAAUAAUGUUGACUUUGAGCUGUUUUUCGAUCCGGCCGGUGGGGCAGAUUUCGGGGCAUACUGCCAUGGGCAAUGGUGUGCGGGACGGUGGAUCGACUCUUGGGUUACUAAGGGCUGGGUCAAAAAUUUGGCGCUGCUGGAGCUUUUUCCUAUUGUGAUGGCGGUGGUGCUGUGGGAAAAUAGGUUUGCGAAUAAGAAGGUUUGAUUUCCAUUGCGAUAACAUGGGGGUAGUGCAGGCAAUUAAUAGUUUCUCCGCAUCAUCCCCUCCAGUUGUUAAGCUGUUGCAGUUUUUAGUGCUCAGAUGUUUGUCCUUAAAUGCGUGGAUAGUGGCAGUUCAUGUUCCGGGAGUUUUUAAUUGUAUUGCGGAUGCCCUUUCUCGUUCUCAGUGAGAGCAUUUUCGUCAACUGGAGCCAGCGGUGGAGGCCAAGGGGUUGGAGUGUCCAGCUUGUCUGUGGGAAAUCUUGGAAGAAUGGUAAUGGGGCUGGUUUGGGCAUAAUUGAGUCCUGGCACUUGGACUGCGUACGGUAAGGCAUGGGAGGCUUGGGAGAGGCAGUGUGUGCAGUUAGGGACACAGGAGAUGGACAAGGAAAUGGCGUUGUUAUUUUUCGUUAUCAGGGAAGAAGGUUGGUCAGUGGCACAGUUAAAUAGGUGCGUGGCGGGCUUAGCAUUUGGCUUUCGUUUACGGGGUAUUAUGGAUGUUACAAAAAUGUUUCUGGUUCAGCAAGUGUUAAAGGGGUGGAGAAGAGAUAAACAGGCUGAAGAUGUUAGAAGGCCGGUGUCCUUUAAGUUGGUAAUAGAUAUUGGUGCUAAAUUGGGGUCAGUUUGUAGGUUGCAAUGCAUUUUUGUUAGCGUUUUUUGGGGCUUUUCGGUUGGGGGAGUUGGUAAGUAGCAGUGUCACUAGGGCAGGGGGUUUGCGGACGGGGAAGGUGGAUUUGUAUGGGGAUAGAGUGGAGAUAUGCAUUCGCAAAUCUAAAUGGACUGUGAGACCAGAGGAAGGCAGGUGACUUUGUUUGAGGUUCCGGGAUGUAUUCUUUGUCCAAUUAGGUGCUUGCGGGAUUAUGGAGGGGAGAGUGGUACCGGGACUGGGCCCUUCUUGAGGCAUGAGGAUAGAUCAUUCCUGUCUCGGUUUAAAUUCAUAGCUAUUUUCAAAAGAUGCUUGACAGUAUUGGGGGUUGAUUCAAAGGGAUAUACAGGGCAUUCUUUUAGGAUUGGGGGCGGCGACGGAAGUGGCGCAUUUGGGGUUGAGCGAGGAGGUGAUAAAGAAAAUAGGGCGUUGGGAAUCUAUUUGAUUCCACUUUUAUGUGAGGUUGGGUAGAUUUUGAGUUGGUUCUGAAGGGUUUUUGGGUAAUAUUGCUUUUGUUUUGUUGUUUAUUUGCAGGUUCGCCUUGGUGUGGAUAAUGGGACACUUGUUCGUGUUUUGGGGGCAAUAAGAGCAGAAGUCGGACCAGACGGACGGCAAUUGGGUUUCGCGCGUGAGGUUGUGGUUUUGCGGUGGAUCGGGAUGAGAGGUAUGCUUUGGGGCGGGGUGUUGCAGGAGGUGCAUAGGUUUGUGCAUUUAGAUCACCCCACAGACGUUUUGGUAUUACACGUUGGGGGAAUGAUCUUGGGACUCGGCCGUUCAGGGAGUUAAUUAGAGACAUCAAAUUUGAUCUCUUGAGGUUUUGGGCUUUGUUUCCGAACAUGGUUACGGUGUAAUCGGACAUUGUGCGAAGGCAGAAUUGGAGGGGUGCAAGGUCAGUGGAUAGGUUGAAUAAGGCCCACAUUAAUGUCAAUAGGGUGGUCGGCUGAUUUGUGUCUAGGAACAGUGCGGUUGCCGUUCGGCAUGCUGAGCUGGAAGGAGGAGUGGGCGAAUUUUUGGAGGGCUGAUGGGGUGCCCUUCAACGCGGUUAGUAUUGAUUUAUAGGCUUUGGGAAUCAAGGGUGGUAUUGAGAUAGCCCUGUGAAUGUGGAGGAACGCGCAAGCUUAAGUGGGUAAAGUUGCGCGUCGUUGACAGUGGGAGGUCCUAGAAGUUGGUGGAUAUGGUGGUCGUUGAUAAUGGGAGGUCCCCCACGGGUGGGGCUGGACUCUCAUCUGUUAACAGGAAUCGAAGCAUUAGGCGCCCAUCAGUUGGUGCCUCUGAGCUGGCGUUCAUCAGCUGGGGCAAGAUGGAGUUGCCAGUUUGUUUUGGUUAUUUUAUUUGGGAUUCUAGUACCUCCCUCGUCAUUUACUCAGGUUAUUGGGGGUUGAUGUUAAUUUAUUCAUGUUUUGUUAUGUUAUUUAUUUAAUAAAACGGCUGCUGUGGCCGAAUUAAUUCGAAUUCUGAGUCUGACUCUUAUUUGUCAGGGGGGAGCAAGAAGGGUAAGGGGUUAGGAAGACCCCUAGUCACCAAUACCCUAGUCAUACCUUUCCUGAGCAAUAAUGAACUUUAGGCAUGUGCAACGUGCUGCCCCCCAGGGCCGAUCAUGUCCCAGGUUUUUAGACAUGCAGAGUGGUGAUGUGGCCUUAUUUGUGUGUGUAACUGUGCUCCUACCUGGAUACUGUUGCCCCCCAUAAUUAGGCUCCGUAGCAAUAAAGGGGAGAAUGAUAGUUUGUGGAGUAAGAGUCCAAACUUUGUAAAUGUUCAACAACUUUACUUGAAUAAACUUGCAUACAGACAAUUUAGUCUCUCUCUUGGCUCCAGCAGGUUUUGGGGUAAACUGACAGGAAAACUUAGAUACCUUAAUUUCUCUUUCUUUGCUGUGCUAGACUGACUUCGUUCUGGCAUCUUUUGAGGGGGAUACCUUUGGCUAUUGACCCCCUCGUAAUGCUCUGUAUCUGUAAGGAGUCAGGAUGCUCUAUGAGCUGUUUCCCUUGGGAGACUCCUAAAGCAGAAGGGGGGGGGCAUUUCCCUCACUGCCCCAUGACUUGGCUCGCCUGGUUCCAACUGUUGACUCAACUAACUCUGCCUCUGCAACCCCCCCCCCCUUGGUAGGAAGCAGGACUAGCCAACUUCUGCCGUUACAAUUGGUGGCAGCAGUGGGAUCAUUCCCACAGCCGGAAGGAGAACUAGAGGAGACACCAUUCCAUAGAUUUUACAAUUUAAGGGCAACGCAUGUCCUAGUAUAGCGACCCUGACUGCUCCAGAAUGGAACCAGCAGUGGAGUAUGAUGAGGAAGACCUGGAUGACCGGGAUGCAUUAAGGAAAGGCAUCUGAUACCAGGCCCUGGAUAAUGUACAAUACCAGCGAGGCGAGAGUCUCCCCAGUGAAGAGCAGCGAUUUCAGAAGCAAGUGGCCCUGCGGAUGCUCUUACUGGGAGAGCAACCCCUUGAGGAAUGGGUGAAGGAACUUGAGCACCGGGUAUGGCAGGAGCUAUGGCUGGAGGAUGCCUACCAAGCGCUCUGGUGGUAUAUGGCACAGUAUAUACCCUGGACAGCUGAGCAUGACAA